UUUUUAAUUUUAUAACACUGAUCAUUGAAACGUUUAAACAAACAGUUUUGAUGUUCUUUUAUGAAUAAACAAAAUCAAAGUGUUUUUUAAACGAAUAUUAAUUCUUGAGCAAUAUUGAUAUAUUUAUAUAGUAUAUUUAUCUGCAAAAGAUGCUAGAAAUAACAUGUAACGAUCGUCUUGGGAAAAAAGUUAGAGUGAAGUGUAAUCCAGAUGAUACGAUAGGUGACUUGAAAAAAUUAAUAGCAGCUCAAACUGGUACUCAUUGGGAAAAGAUUGUCUUGAAAAAAUGGUAUACUAUCUUUAAAGAUCACAUAAAACUUCAAGAUUAUGAAAUUCAUGAUGGUAUGAAUUUGGAACUUUAUUACCAAUAAUUUAUUAAUAAUGUUAUAUAAAUUAACGUUAGAUGUAAACAAUAAUAUAACAACAAUAGUAAUUUGUAUAUUUAAAUGAUUCAUGAUUUUCUAUCUUACAUAAUGUUUAAGCGUACAGUGUACAUAAUAACUAUACAAUAAACAUAAGUAGUAACCACAAA
Osmia lignaria (orchard mason bee) is the source of this 532-nucleotide messenger RNA. RefSeq names its product Ubiquitin-like protein 5 (gene ubl). The record is from RefSeq and is a predicted model, not a curated record. Gene Ontology annotation, biological process: protein modification process. Gene Ontology annotation, molecular function: protein binding. Lineage: Eukaryota; Metazoa; Arthropoda; Insecta; Hymenoptera; Megachilidae.